AUUGUUUACACACUCGGCCCGAAACACGCCGUCGCAUCAUCGGUAGCCAUGGUUUCGGCACAGAGUGUAGGAAGAAAGUAAAAAUAAACACCACGACUCUUCUGCCCACUGCCCGCCUGCUCUCUGCCAAGAAUCCAAACCCUGCUUGAUUAUUUGCAAACAAAUGCAGCCAGAGAACGGGUUUGCUGACAUGCGCCUAGGCGACUUUACACUGUGAGGUGAGAAUUACGUGAGCUUGCUCUCGGCCGCUUGUCAGUUGAACUUGACAUUGGCGACGCAUUUACAACGAUCGCGCAGUUGUGAUAGUUUGUACGCUAACGAAAAGGUUAGGUUUUUCCGAAAAUAAGAAGUGGAAAACUCCACAAGCGAGUGUGUGUGUGAUAGUUCAAUCAACACGAUGUGCGCCACGUACGAAAGUGAUCUCCAUUUCGAUGAUCUUCCUUUCGAGUUGGUUUGCGAAAUAUUUGACUAUCUGCCCCUGCGGGAUGUCAAAACGGCCUCAUCCGUAUGCCAGCGCUGGAAUGCCAUCAUCUUCUCCGAGGUGUACAUUCACCGGUUUCAGCUGCAACUAAAUCUCGACUACUCCCUCCCCGUGCUGAAGCAGAUGGCCCAGCUGCUCGAGGCUAGUGACCGCGAGUACUACAGCGUAGUGCUGCGGGCCAACCUUGGCAGCCCGCUGACGGACGCACGGUUGCGAAUAGUGAAGCUGAUGAUACGUCUGUUGGCGUCUCGCUCCGAGUCGCUGUACUUUAACAUGGCUGACUUUAGAAUAGAGUCGUGCGUUUCCGAACGGUUGUUGAGGGGCCGCAAGCUACAGGUCAUCGACACCCGGGCCAAGUACAUACCGCUCGGGAUGGGCUUGAAGGAGUCGAUGCUGGCCGCAAUCUGCGAGUAUGCGGUCGAGCUGGUGGAUCUGGUCAUUGCCGAGAUGAACAUCAACAACCCGAAGGCGCUCGUACCGCUGUCCUCGCUCAAGCACCUGAAGCUGCUGCUGAUCAGUGACUACUACCCGUACGUGAAACCGCCGGAACCGCCAAUCAAUCUGCCGGGCCUCGAGAACCUGUCACUGAUCAAGGUGACAGACGAAUCGUGCCACUACUUUCGGGUGGACAACCUGAAGCGCUUCUUCAUCCACUCUACCGGCACGGAUGCACCGCGCACGAUGGACUUUAUUACGCAGAACAUAACGCAAGUGAGCCGGCUGUGUUUACACUUUACCGCACGCUCCAUUCAGGCCGAGAUGAUCUUUGGGUGGUUGGAUCGAUUCCCGAACCUGCUGGCAUUGGAGCUCGCAGGCGUGGCACUACCCGGAGAUGUUCUGAAGCAGCUCAGCCCGGCUAAUCGUUUGCAGAAGCUUAUCUUUGUGUCCUGUCAUUUGGAGACGCUGCAGCUGGACGGUUUACUGGAGAAGCUGGCCAAGCUGCGGUUGCUGUGCUUGGAUGGAUGCUCCCUGUUCCACAAGCAGUCGGGUUUCCAUCCCGUCCAUUACGACGACAUUGAGGGACUCCGGCAGCGACUACCACACUGUCGGAUCAUGCUGGACUACGAUUGAUGCAAGGCGGUGCAGGGGUACUCAUGAAUGCUACUCUCACUCCUCCCCAUCCACCGUUUGUCCGAUGCUUUCGAAUAGAAUAAACACAUCAUCCGUCAAAAGUUCGUUCGGUAUGUACCGAGUUCUUGAAGCACUCGGCGUCAACAGCAUGAUGAGCGUUGAAUGCUGUAAGAGUCCCAUCACAAGCGUUAGAAAAGACGCACGAUAAAACCGGUGCAGCAGCAGCAACAGCAUUCUUGCACACACAUAAAGGGAGUAAUCUCUUGGAACAGUUCUUUGUUGCAGAAGGUACGAUACAGUGCACGGAUCUCGCCGUAAUCGUGUUACGGAAUUUAUAAUGCAAGGUUCUCGCAGCCCGUUGCAGCCGCCUGCACCGACACACUGUUGCCACUGCGAACCUAAACCACAUUCAUCCGACCGAGGAAACACUAAAGUGGACCACAAAGAGAUGUCACCUUCGUGUCGUGUAUCGCUCGGGCUUUUUUCUCGUUCUGUUUUCGCACUUGACGGCAGCAUAAAAGCUGUACCAUCCUCGGGAUGAUGGUCUCGGGUCUUUAUGGAUCGUUCCUUUCCCUUGCCGUUCUACGUUUGAGAUGUACUUUUUCUGUGAUCCUUGUAUUUCCACACUCUUCACCCUUUCUCCUACCUUUCCCGCACUGUAUUAAGCUCGGGAUGAAUCUUUGCAUGCGUUUCGAGCGCCACUGGCAGACAUGGAACACACGGAACACAGCGAACAUAACACUUUCCAUGGCAAUCAGUGUGGUGAUAAGAGCGUCGCUACGAGAGGAGGUUUGCCGCUCUGGACGGAGGUAUGCUCUUGUUGCCGUGCCGCACGGUGCAAGGUUGAUUGUGCCGUUUGCUUUCUUCGUUUGGUACCGAGAUGAUGCAUCUCUUCGAAAUUUCCGUCUGCUGCAGCUGCUGUUGGGUUUUAUCUUGCCGCUCAAUUUGCACCCACCAGACGACAAUGAUGUCGAAUGACGGAGGGUGUCAAUUUUUAGGCGAAAUCGUUUCUUUGUAUGGCAAAUGUAUCUCUUUUAGUGUGCGAGUAAAAGGCAUGAAAUAGAGAUGGAUAUAAGAUAAAAUGUUUAGCAAAACCAUCA
Anopheles coluzzii is the source of this 2652-nucleotide messenger RNA. RefSeq lists its product as uncharacterized. The transcript is spliced from 2 exons. Gene Ontology annotation, biological process: SCF-dependent proteasomal ubiquitin-dependent protein catabolic process; positive regulation of protein ubiquitination. The coding region runs from base 398 to 1552 and encodes 384 amino acids. Gene Ontology annotation, cellular component: SCF ubiquitin ligase complex. Lineage: Eukaryota; Metazoa; Arthropoda; Insecta; Diptera; Culicidae. Gene Ontology annotation, molecular function: protein binding. The record is from RefSeq and is a predicted model, not a curated record.